Messenger RNA from Asparagus officinalis (garden asparagus), 941 nucleotides. Its product is annotated as probable G-protein coupled receptor 152. The record is from RefSeq and is a predicted model, not a curated record. NCBI's taxonomy places the organism in Eukaryota, Viridiplantae, Streptophyta, Magnoliopsida, Asparagales, Asparagaceae. The transcript is spliced from 3 exons. The coding region runs from base 69 to 854 and encodes 261 amino acids.
UUCGGGAUAAAAGAGAUUAGGAGAACGAACGAGAUCAUUCCGCACCUCGGCUCCCCUCAAAAUUUUGCAUGAUGCCCUCCCCCCUCCUCCUCGUCUCCCUCUCUCUCCUCCUUCCGUCAGCCCUCGCUGCUGCUGACGUAAUCUGCGAGAAUUUACCAAAAAACCAGUGCGCGUUCGCCGUCUCCUCAUCGUCCAAACGAUGCAUACUGGAGAGCUACCGAGGCGUCGGUGCGCAGACAGAGUACGAGUGCGGGACCUCAGACAUCGGCGUCGCGCGAAUCUCCGCUCACGUCGAGACCGACGAGUGCAUCAACAGUUGCGGGGUGGACCGCAACUCGGUGGGAAUCUCGUCGGAUUUGCUUACGGAGCUUCGGUUUCUGGAUAGAUUGUGCUCGCCUGAGUGCUUCCAGCGUUGCGCCAACAUUAUUGAUCUCUAUUACAAUCUUGCUGCUGCUGAAGGAACACCUCUUCCUGAACUUUGCCAGGCCCGCCAGUUCGGUGCAGCUUCUGGGCCUACUAAUAGUCCGGUCUCUAGUCCAAUAGGUUCUCCAAACGCAAGCCCAAAAUACAACCCAAUGGGCUCUCCUAAGGCCAGUCCAACUGAGAGCUCAUUAGGCUCUCCCAAAGCAAGCUCAAUUGGCAGCCCAUCGGGUCCUCCAAAAGAAAGCCCUAAAGCUAGCACGUUGGCCUCCCUGAAAGCCAGCCCAACUGACAGCCCAUUGGACACUCCGACCAACAAACCAAUUAGCAGCCCGUUGGACUCAGCAGAAGAUGAUAGUGCUUCCGAGGCUCCUGCUAUUGAUGAUGGAGAUGGUGCGGAUCCUGAGCAGGAUGACAAUGACGUGAUUGCUUAAGUCCCAAUAUUGGUUAUUUUCAAUUAUGAUGCACAAUGUUUAUACAUGAUAUGUAUUAUUGUAAUUAUAUGAAUAUUAAUGAUUUAA